Molecule: messenger RNA, 1887 nt
Organism: Cordyceps fumosorosea ARSEF 2679
Lineage: Eukaryota; Fungi; Ascomycota; Sordariomycetes; Hypocreales; Cordycipitaceae
Exons: 1
Coding region: 1-1887 (628 amino acids)
Source: RefSeq, a predicted model, not a curated record
AUGGUCCUGCCUGAAAAGCUCGUCGGCCUCGGCCUCGGCUUCAGCAGCCUGAUGUCUCCCACCGACGGCGUCUCGCACAAGGCCCUGAGGCUCCGUGACCUCGGUGAUCUCGCUGGAUCUUCGACGACCGACCUCGUCCGCUUCAGCGGCACCCUCAAGGUGGCCCGCGGCAUCGUGGAAGAUCAUAGGCGCUCCGAGACUAUCGAGGUCCCGACCAGCGGACUGGUCUCCAUCCUGAACCGCAUCAAGGCCCUCGAGAAGGAGGUCCAGGACAUGAUUGACGGUAAGAGGGUGAGCGAGAACAGCAAGGCUGUCAAGUCCCCGCCGUCCAGUUCUGCCUCGGGCGGCUCCGCAUCUUCCUCGUCUAGCGCUGUUUCCUCCGGUGGCGGCUCGGGUGGCGGCUCGGGCAGCAACGCCGGUAGCUCCGACUCCGGCGGUGGCAAGUCUGUUAGCAACCAUGGUAGCAAGUCUGAUAGCGGCAACUCUGGCAGUGCCAGCUCCGGCAGCAGCUCCAGCCCUCCGUCCGCCACCGUCUCAGGCGCUGCUGGAUCGUCCGGUGGAAGCAGCGACGGCAAGGACGACUGCGCCCCCGAGCAUCUUCUCUACCGCCUCGGCGGCGCCUCCCUCGAGCACCGUUCCAUGACUUCUGUAAGUGUGCACCAUCCCCUGUUCCGCCGAACUACUAACUGCACCCUGGACUCGGUCUCUGGCGGCGGCAGCGGCGGCAGCGGCGGCGGCGAUGGCAAGAAGGAGAGCUCGGCCCUGCCCAGCGGCGCGGCCGUGUUCAAGGAGACCUCCUCCUCAGGCGCUGCUGACGACAGCGCCACCGACAGCACUGGGAGUCCCGCCGCCGAUACGUUCGCGCUGCCUGCUGCCGCCACCGCCGGUCCGGGAUCGAAAGCGAAGGGCAGCCCAGAGAGCGACGACCACGCCGCCGACACCACUGUUACCACGACGAUGACUUCGACGAGUUACAUGACCGUGACCGUUCGUCUCCGCCCGUUCGUCUCCAUCACGGCUGCUGGCUCUCCCGGCAAGUAUUCCAACAGCCCCAGCAUCCCGGACCCCGCCGGUCAUCGUUUCAGCAAUGCCACCACCGCCCUCGCCACCGAGAGCGAGACGACCACGCCGUCUCCGGCCUCCGCUCUUCCUGGGAAGAACAGAAUCUUUGCCCAGACGAACGACACCACUGCCGCUGUCGAGGCGCCGUCUGCUUCGUCGUCCUCGCCGGUCGGCAGCGGGCCGAGCGCGCUGUCCUCCGACUCUCCCAGCCGGCUGAGCACUGGAAGCGCCUCCAACUCCAGCGCGACUGACGAGGCUGCGACGACCCCCUCGAGUAUGGGCGCGGAAGGCGGCGACGACACCAGCGAUGCGGUGGACAGCGAGGCCCUCCUGGCGCCGAACCAUCAGAAGAACCUCACGCUCGCCUCCGCGACCGCCGUCGUGGACACCCCCACUCCAGCGGUGCCCAGCAGCAGCAUCCCCAGCCCGGAGCCGAGCGGUCCGUCUCUCCCUCAGAACACCACUACCACCACGGUUCCCGCCGGCACGCCGCCCAUCAGCGGGCUGAGCAGCGCCCCCUCCCUUCCGGACGACGGUGCUGCUAGCCUCACGGGCACGAACAGCAGCGCAAUCGCGCCUGAAAACGCGGCCGUGUCCGGCAACUCGCCGGCCAAGAAGACCACGUCGACCAUCACAUCGACCUUGUCCAUCACCGUCCCCGCCGGCGGCCGAUCGACCGACGCGGCGGACCCGGAGGCCACCACCGCGUCCUCGUCGGACGUGGUGGCGGCGCCGGUGAACGGCACGCUGGAGAAGCGCCAGAGCGGGUUCAGGACGGUGCGCAGCCUCCGACGCAGGACCGCCGCUGCGGUUGAACAUGACUAG